AUGAAGUCACGAGAAGAACAAGAACACAUUGAAGAACUCCAAGGUGAUAUUAAGAGAGGAAAGGAAGACUUGAGCAAGUUAACCACUGAGUACAAGAUACUUGAAGCUGAUAAUCAAAAACUUCAAGACGGAAUUACCGUACACAAAGCGACUAUUGCUUCAAGGGAUAGUGUCAUCACCGAGUUGAACAAAAACAUUAAAGAUAAGGAAGGCGAAAUUUCUGACUUGAAAAAGAAGUUAGUGGCCGAAGAAGACAAUUCAAAGGAUCUUGAGACACAAUUGCACGAAAAGGAAGACGAUAUUGCUGAUUUAGAGAAACAAGUCAAAAAGUUGCAAAACACCAUUUCUGAUGUCAACGCACAGAAUGAAAACACUGGCUCUACAAAGACUGCUGUUUUGACUUUGGCCAAGAAUGCAAGUGAUAAGAAGAUUUCAUUAUUGGACUCAGAGAAAGAUGAGUUAGAAGAUAAGAACAGAAAACUUGCUAAGUUGACGAAGAGAAUUGAAGACGGACUGAAUGACUCUGAUAUGUUGAAAGCACAGAAGGCCGACUACGAAAAAUCCAAGUUUUGA
Entamoeba invadens IP1 is the source of this 573-nucleotide messenger RNA. RefSeq lists its product as hypothetical. Bases 1 to 573 code for a protein of 190 amino acids. The record is from RefSeq and is a predicted model, not a curated record. The transcript has 2 exons. NCBI's taxonomy places the organism in Eukaryota, Evosea, Mastigamoebida, Endamoebidae.